Molecule: messenger RNA, 543 nt
Organism: Aspergillus oryzae RIB40
Lineage: Eukaryota; Fungi; Ascomycota; Eurotiomycetes; Eurotiales; Aspergillaceae
Exons: 1
Coding region: 1-543 (180 amino acids)
Source: RefSeq, a predicted model, not a curated record
AUGUCCACCUCCCCAAUCCACUAUAUCCCCCAAAGCAGAACCCCCCAAAUCCUCUCCCAAAAAAUCCACCACAUAAUCGCAUGCCCCCACGCCCAAGUUCCUGUCGGAACAACCAAGAGAACAAACCACUGGUGUUUCUACCUCUCCACGUCAGAGACUACGUGCGUCGCCUUGGACUGUCAGCCCAGUCAUACUGUAGCUAGUAGUGUUUUGGUUGGUGGGUCGAAAGCGUAUGUUAUCUUAUCGGAGUUGAGUGCUCCUGCGGGUUCGGAUGCGUUGCUUGAGUUUGCGGUUGCGGUGGAUGUGAGGGCUGGGUUGAGAGUUGGGGAUGUGGUGGAUGUUUUGGUGGAGAAUGGGAGGGAGAGAUAUGAGUUUGAUGCGGAUGGGGUUGGGUGUCGGUUUUGGGUGACUGGGGUGCUGGAGUUGUUGCUUAGGGUUGGGGUCCUUGUGGAUGGGCGGCAGGUUGAGCAGGCGAAGGCGGUGGUGAAGAGGUUGUGGCCUGAGGGGACGGACUUGGAAUUGGAUCAGGGGGUGUGUUACUAG